Messenger RNA from Aspergillus welwitschiae, 3340 nucleotides. RefSeq names its product putative C6 transcription factor (Ctf1B) (gene farB1). Lineage: Eukaryota; Fungi; Ascomycota; Eurotiomycetes; Eurotiales; Aspergillaceae. Gene Ontology annotation, biological process: regulation of DNA-templated transcription; DNA-templated transcription. The record is from RefSeq and is a predicted model, not a curated record. The coding region runs from base 375 to 2999 and encodes 874 amino acids. The transcript has 3 exons. Gene Ontology annotation, molecular function: zinc ion binding; DNA-binding transcription factor activity, RNA polymerase II-specific; DNA binding.
AAAAAAGAAGAAAAACAGAAAAAAGGAACAAAAAAAAAAAAAAAAGGGAAACCUCUCCACUCUUGUUACUUUCACCUCCGUUGGGUCACGUUCUGGAUUUCCUUUUCCUACUACACACACACACCUCUUCCUCCACAUUUCUCUUGUUAACUCCUACUACUUGCUACUUACUACUACUACCUUCGCCAUCUUUGUCCUAUUACCUAUAAUCCUCUUUUUCUACCAAGAAAGUCGCAUUGAUUAUUCUACUCUGAUCGUCGCUAUACUUCUCCACGCCGUUUCUCUCCCAAUUCCUCUUCCACCAUCGAUACGAAAACAAAAAAGGCUGGCCUACUCACGGAUGAUCUGGUUCAACUGAAUUUACGCUUUGCAUAAUGACUAACACUGCUGUAUCAACAACUUCCCCCACCCCUCAAUCCACCGUGGAAACCGAGGCCAAAUCCAAGAGGAAAGCCUCCACUGCCGGUCUGCCCGCCAAUGCCCGUCCUGUAAAACGGAGGGCGUCCAAGGCGUGCUGUUGCUGCCGGGCUCGCAAAGUGCGGUGUGAUGUGGUCGAAAAUGGUUCACCCUGCACCAAUUGCCGCUUGGACCAAGUAGAGUGCAUUGUCACUGAGAGCAAGAGGAGAAAGAAAUCACGUGUUGAGGUCGAGAAUGCAAAUCCUCACCAGCUGUCUCAAUCACCUGCAGAAAUCCCCGAUGACGGGGCAAGUCUGUUCAGGCGACUUAGCGAGUGCCAUGGCCUUUCCGAUAUGGCCCCAGCUUCUCCCUCGCAGCGCUCUGUAGAUUUGGAUCAAGGGCAGCAUAUGCCACAUCUUUUAUAUCAAAGCCAAGCGAACAGGAUUGGCUCCGGGGAUCGCUUUCGAAGAAGAAUGGCCCCGAAUCCCGCUGUUCCAGCUACGCUUCCUUUGCACCAUGUGACUUCGCAGAUUCAACAGCUGCUGGAUCCUUCCUUCGCCAAUGCCAGGUCAGGCGGUGUGGUCUUGCCAGAUUACAUCCGCGGAUUGCCGCCACGUCUGCAGAAAGAGGAUAUCGACUACUUGUCUAUGAAGGGAGCCCUGACUGUCCCCGACGUGGGACUACGCAACGAAUUGCUGAAAAGUUACAUUCACUACGUCCACACUUAUAUGCCCCUCCUUGACCUGGAAGACUUCCUGCAGACGAUCGUUCAAAAUGAUGGCAUCCGCCGUAUGAGCCUAUUGUUAUUUCAAGCCGUCAUGUUUGCCGGCACAGCUUUUAUCGACUUGAAGCAUCUCCACGCUGCCGGUUACCCCACCAGAAAGGCAGCUCGGAAAGCCUUCUUUCAGCGUGCACGACUUCUCUACGAUUUCGACUACGAGGUUGACCGAAUCUCUCUUGUCCAAUCCUUACUUCUAAUGACCUACUGGUAUGAGACACCUGAUGACCAGAAGGAUAUUUGGCAUUGGAUGGGUGUGAGCUUGUCCCUCGCACAUACCAUUGGUCUGCAUCGGGACCCCGGCAACUCCCGGAUGGAUGUCCGGCGCCAACGGAUGUGGAAACGGAUCUGGUGGAGCACAUAUACGCGGGAUCGUCUGAUCGCCUUGGGAAUGAGACGUCCCAUGCGCGUGAAAGACGAUGACUGUGAUGUUCCGAUGUUGACUCUGGAUGAUUUCGAGUUCCAUCCUUUCUCGCCGGAAAUUGUGAGCAUGGUAGGCAACUCGGAGAUACUUCAGAGUGUGAGCCAUCAGAGAGAGCUUGCCCUGAUGUUCAUCGAAAAGGCCAAACUUUGUCUCUGUGUCAGCCAUGUCCUGUCAGCCCAAUAUUCGGUUCUGAGCCACAAAUUUGGUGGAACGAUGGAGACGACCAUGAUGUUGGUACCCAAGAAAUCAGCAGCGGAGACCUUCGAGGUUCGUCGUUGUGAUCAGGAGCUGGAAGACUGGCUGGCCCACCUUCCGACAGAGAUACGCUACGCCCCCGCAGCGCCCUCCAAGUUGAAUGAGGCGCAGGAAGUCCUUCACUCUCAUCGUGCACUCCUGAAGAUGGUCUACUUGACCACGUCCAGCGCUCUCCAUCGCCCUCAAGUUCUACCUGCGAUCCCAUUCCCUUCGAUGGACGCUGAACUACAAGAAAUUUCCAGGAAUAAGGUGCGGUUUGCUGCGAUCGAAAUCACAAAUAUUGCUCAGGAUCUACACAGCCUAGACCUGACCCGUUAUUUCCCUACGACCGGUGUUACGGUCCUCCUUCCCGCCGUGAUUAUUCAUCUCCUCGAUAUCAAGUCAAGUGACCACAACGUCCGGAUGACCAGCCUUCACCGGUUCUACCAGUGCAUGCGCAUAUUACAACGUCUGAGAGAAAUAUAUGCAUCAGCAGACUUCGCGACAUCGUUUUUGGAGGCUGCCAUUCGCAAGGCCGGAAUUCAGCUUACAGUAGCGCCGCAAGAUGUGCAGGCACGGACGAACAACAUUGUUGACACCUCAGCACGAGUCAACACUUUGACGCCACCCCCCGACUCUCUUGCGCAGAAGAUCCCUGACCUGACGUACCCGAAAUCUGAUGGCGCAAGACGUGCCAGUCAACUUCCCAAGGAAAGCGGUCCUGAGUUCGCAUCAACGCCUCCACCCUCCGACGGUAGCGAGAAUGGGAGCACCAGCAACAUCAACCCCAGCUAUCACCAGGAUGCCUUUACCAUCCCCAACUUCGAUUCGGAGCUGAGCAUCAGUGAACUCAUGGAUCUGGCGAAUGAUGCGGAAGUGACCCAGAACGACUUUGAUGCCUUGAUAAACUUUGACGAUGCCGGUGCGGAUUUCCUUGCUCCCGAUGAUGGCUUAAACACUGGGAAUGGUAAUGGGAAGAACUAUGGCUUCGGCUUGGGUACCAUGAACAACCUUUCCGACAUCAUGGGUUUCGAUACUGAGAAACAAGGCGUUGAUUUGACCGGCUUGGGAGACGGACAGCUUGCCGACGAUCGCGCGGCGGCAUCACGGAACGACAUGAACACUUUCGCAGCCGAUCUCGAUGCGGAACUCGGCCUGAGUCUUUAAGCGACUUGGAAACACCUUUGCGACAUCGUCCAAUAUUUGUGCCAGUGACUUGAAAUUCAUUUGCUUUCUGCAUUGCCCUUGGCGAUCAUGUUUGGCCAUUUGUUGAAAUAGGCCCCUUUUAACAACAUUUGGGUGCAUCAAAGGGAAAUGGGCGCUUGGCGUUCACGGGCUUUUAUAUACCAGGUUUGGAAACCUUUAAACCUUGGAUCGUUUGAUGCUUGUUUCUUAUGUACUUCAUAUGCCUGUUUUCCCCCUCUGCACGGGGCGAUUGUUCCCAUUAUAUAUGUACAUACAGAGUCGAAAAGUACGACAUGAGAAAAUGAAUGACCUAACGCAUACUA